Messenger RNA from Numida meleagris (helmeted guineafowl), 3766 nucleotides. RefSeq names its product solute carrier family 17 member 8 (gene SLC17A8). The transcript has 12 exons. Bases 224 to 1987 code for a protein of 587 amino acids. Gene Ontology annotation, biological process: synaptic transmission, glutamatergic; transmembrane transport; monoatomic anion transport. Gene Ontology annotation, cellular component: synaptic vesicle membrane; excitatory synapse. Lineage: Eukaryota; Metazoa; Chordata; Aves; Galliformes; Numididae. Gene Ontology annotation, molecular function: L-glutamate transmembrane transporter activity; neurotransmitter transmembrane transporter activity. The record is from RefSeq and is a predicted model, not a curated record.
AACACUGCCAGGGGUUCCAUGCCUCGGCUCUCUCGAACUGGCCUGCUGGCUUGGGAAGAUCUGCUCUGAAAUUUUUAUUCCGUGUUCCUUUCUUAAGCAACUGGUUGUUAUUUUAGGGGUCACCAAGGGGACCGGCGCAGGCUCCUGAGUCUGGCAGUGGGAAAUAUGACAGCAGAAGUGAGCGCUUGUUAACGUCAGGGAUUUCCUGAGGAAAAAGGACAAAAUGCCUUUCAAAGGGUUCGAUUCGCUGAAGGAAAGAUUUUUUAACCCAGGAAAGGAAGAAGUGAAGAACACCGUUAGCGACUCACUGGGGAAUCUGCGAAGGAAAAUCGAUGGCACCAACAUCGAGGAGGAUCACAUUGAGCUGACAGAAGAGGGGAGGCCUGUGCAGGCCAGCACCCGCAAGCCACAAGCAUGUGACUGCUACUGCUGUGGACUGCCCAAGCGCUACAUCAUCGCCAUCAUGAGCGGCCUGGGCUUUUGCAUUUCCUUUGGAAUUCGGUGCAACCUGGGUGUUGCCAUCGUGGAAAUGGUGAACAAUAGUACUGUUUAUAUUAAUGGCAAACCAGAGCUGCAGAAAGCCCAGUUCAACUGGGAUCCAGAGACAGUGGGACUCAUACAUGGCUCUUUUUUCUGGGGUUACAUUGUGACACAAAUUCCAGGAGGGUUCAUCGCAAAUAAAUUGGCUGCUAACAGGGUGUUUGGAGCAGCUAUUUUUCUAACAUCUACACUGAACAUGUUCAUCCCUUCUGCAGCAAGAGUACAUUAUGGCUGUGUGAUGUUUGUAAGAAUUCUGCAGGGUCUGGUGGAGGGCGUCACCUACCCAGCCUGCCAUGGGAUGUGGAGUAAGUGGGCUCCUCCACUGGAGAGAAGCAGGUUGGCAACGACAUCAUUCUGUGGGUCCUAUGCAGGUGCAGUGGUUGCCAUGCCAUUGGCAGGUGUGCUAGUACAGUAUAUAGGAUGGUCAUCGGUCUUUUAUAUUUAUGGAAUGUUUGGGAUUGUUUGGUACGUGUUCUGGCUGCUUCAUGCCUAUGAGAGUCCUGCUGCACACCCAACAAUAACCAGAGAAGAAAGAGUAUAUAUAGAAACAAGUAUUGGAGAAGGAGCCAGCCUAGCUAGUGCAAACAAAUUUAGUACUCCCUGGAAAAGAUUUUUCACUUCAAUGCCAGUUUAUGCGAUCAUUGUGGCUAACUUUUGUAGAAGCUGGACCUUCUAUUUGCUCCUUAUAAGCCAGCCUGCUUACUUUGAAGAAGUCUUUGGAUUUGCAAUAAGUAAGGUUGGCCUUUUGUCUGCAGUUCCCCACAUGGUCAUGACAAUCAUCGUACCCAUUGGAGGGCAGAUAGCUGACUUCUUACGGAGCAGGAAGAUUUUAACUACUACCACUGUAAGGAAGGUCAUGAAUUGUGGAGGUUUUGGGAUGGAGGCAACCUUGCUUUUGGUGGUUGGUUAUUCCCAUACAAAAGGCGUGGCUAUUUCUUUUCUGGUGUUAGCUGUAGGUUUCAGUGGCUUUGCGAUUUCAGGAUUCAAUGUGAAUCACUUGGACAUAGCCCCACGUUAUGCCAGCAUCCUGAUGGGGAUCUCCAAUGGUGUGGGGACACUGUCGGGCAUGGUGUGCCCACUCAUCGUUGGUGCAAUGACAAAACAUAAGACCCGCGAAGAGUGGCAAAAUGUCUUUCUGAUCGCAGCCCUGGUGCACUACAGUGGAGUAAUAUUCUAUGCUAUCUUUGCUUCUGGGGAGAAGCAGGAAUGGGCUGACCCUGAAAACCUGAAUGAAGAGAAAUGUAGUAUAAUUGAUCAGGAUGAACUGGCAGAAGAAACUGAGAUGAACAAUGAAACUUUUGUAAGUCCAAAGAAAACAUAUGGUGCUACCAGUCAAAACAGUGAAAUACAGAGAAGAGAAUGGAGAAAGCAAAAGCAAAUAACUCAAGACAUGGAAGAACAGACUUCUUACCAUUACGAAAAUGGGAAUUUUCAAGAUUUGUCAUAAAUACUUGAAAUUGUAAGGUUUGUAUAGCAGCUAUUCCAAUCUUCCCUUCUGUCUAGCUGCCCUAAAUCAUCUGGUAUCCAUAUUUAUUUUCUUAUUCAAUUGUGUAAUGUCUGUCCUUGUGGCUAGACACGAGGGGUAAUACUUGCCUUCUAAUAUUGUGGAAGAGAUCUAACAACAACGGGACUGGGAGAAGUGACACUAAAUCUUCACUUUGCCACUGGAUUCCCUUGGACAGAGCUCCUGUACCUGUUAAACGAUCGGCCCUGGCAAAGUUCCUGCCUGGUGCAAGCCUAUGACUGUAGGAACAAGCAGCAGCCUUUUCUUCUCUUCUGAACAGACAAAGGACAAGGUCAUAUCAGAUGGCGGAUACACGGUCAUGUAUGUGCUUGGUGGGGCUCCAGUGGCACAACAGUCUGUCAUGAGUGGCACUGCUUUGCCUUUUGAGGAUUCCUGUAGGUUAACAUUUGAGAUGCUUAACGCAUGUCAAACUGAAAACUGCAAAAGUGGAGGGAAAAAACAGAUUUAUGACCUGAGGCUGUAACCACUAAUGGUCACUCAACAACAGGAAGGUAACAUGUAGCAGAGAUGGCACAGUAUUGCUUCAACAUUUCCCUUAAAUUGAUUAUCAGUCUGCUUUAUAGGCAUAAUCCACAGGGUCUGGAUGAGGCAAUAAAAUGGAUACUUAUAAGAUUUGUCCCCCUUCAAAGAUUUUGUGCCGGCAUUAAAUAAUUUUGAAUAUAAAUCAUCACUAGAGGUGCAAUAUUAUAAAUCCUUAUAAAAGGAAAUCAUUAUCCUGCUGGGAUUAGGUUUAUCACUCAAUUCAUUAUUGUGAAGUAAUUUAAAUAUAUUUUUCUAGCAUUAUACUGUUACAGUUCCUGGACUCAACCCCAACAGCCUUUAUUUAGAUGAAUAAGCUUAUUUAGAUGAGUAAAGUCUUUAGUUCUGGAUCUACAACUUCUUCUUCAUCAAUGCCCCAGUCUCACUGUUGCAAAAAAUGUAGUACUAUAGCAUCUGAGAGACAGCAGAAUAUCUAUGUCUAAAAGUAAUUUUCUUUUUCUAUAGGUAUAUAUGUUAUGCAUAAUGUGGCUUUAGCUUUUUUUCCACAAUUUUUAGAAUCAGCCAGUGGAACAUGCCAUAUUAUUCAAACAGCUGCAACUCAGAUUCAUUGUGGCAUUAAUAUUCAUUUCAGAAUGGAGUAUUUCAGUAAGAUAUUAUUUAAUUUGUCUUACAUUAUUAUUACUGCCUCAUUAAAUUCAAAUGAAAGCUACCCUCUCUAGUCUACAAUGUGCUUUGUGAUAUUUCAGUAUGAUUGUUCUCAUAUACAGCCACUGUGAUGCACACAAGAUGAGAACAUCUCUAAUACUCGUUUUACUGUUUUGUUGAAGCACAAUUGAAUACCAUGAGUGGAAUUACAUUUGUACAAUCAGUUGAAUCCAUGGAUGAUAUAUCUUCCCUACAAGUGUAACUAAACAGGGAAACCAGGAAAUUAGCUAAUUCUCUUUAUAUAUCUCUGGUUCCUUUUCUACCUAGAAAAUCCAAUCUACAAGAGUAUACAUGGAUGAAAGUGAGGCAAAGGUGCAUCUAAUUUGGUUUCAAUUAGGAUUUUUAAACUGGUAUUAACUGAUUAUUUAAUGAUACAGGUAUUGCUAUGGUGCAGAGCAAUCCUACCUUGACACUAUGCAGUUUAUUAACAAACCACUCCAAAAAAAACCCCAAAAAACAAAACAAACAAACAAACAAACAAACAAACAAAAAACCCUAAUCCUUUUAACUUUAAUC